AGGAAAGUUCAAGACAGUGCCCAUGAGCAACCGUAAGCACAUGCCUAAUAAAGGAACGCUACUACAGAUUGGAGCGAAUAGCAUAUUCCUAUGGCUUAUGGGAUGACGACCAGCAUUGGAUCAAUUCCUGAGAAAAGAUGCCACCCUCCAUGUCUCUUCCUGAGUGACAUUCCCAUUUCUGAUAAAUACAGAGUCUGUUCGGACUCCAAUCCAAAUCCACACAGAUGGUGUGAACGAUCAGAAAAUGAUCUUCUUUCACAAAGGAGGAAUAAAAGUUUGGAUAAGAGUGUCACAGGAAGCUAGGCUAACAUUCUGACUGUCAUUCUACCACUGAGCUAAAGAGAUGCUAUUAGUUUGGGUUACAUAGAACUGCUGUCAGUGUGACAGUAAUCAUCGGAGGAUAAUCGGACCAGU
This is a messenger RNA of Aspergillus heteromorphus CBS 117.55, 414 nucleotides long. RefSeq lists its product as uncharacterized. The record is from RefSeq and is a predicted model, not a curated record. NCBI's taxonomy places the organism in Eukaryota, Fungi, Ascomycota, Eurotiomycetes, Eurotiales, Aspergillaceae. The transcript is spliced from 2 exons. Bases 91 to 303 code for a protein of 70 amino acids.